Poecilia latipinna (sailfin molly) is the source of this 1855-nucleotide messenger RNA. Its product is annotated as carboxy-terminal kinesin 2-like. Gene Ontology annotation, biological process: microtubule-based movement. Lineage: Eukaryota; Metazoa; Chordata; Actinopteri; Cyprinodontiformes; Poeciliidae. Gene Ontology annotation, molecular function: microtubule binding; ATP binding; microtubule motor activity. The coding region runs from base 137 to 1855 and encodes 572 amino acids. The transcript has 13 exons. The record is from RefSeq and is a predicted model, not a curated record.
AGUUUACCCUGUGUCAGCCAAUCACGACAGAGAAUCCGAAGCGCUCACCGAAACGGUUACAUUUCAAAUUCAAACGGACGGAAACAGCGGAUCGAAAGGGACACAGGGUGAAGCUACAGAUUUGUUUAUACUAAGUAUGUCCAGGCUUCCGGUCAUUUUAUCGAAGAGAGUUCUCGCCCCCAGCAGCUCUGAAAAUUUGCUGGACAUGGCUCCUCUUCAGAAGAGAAUGCGUAAGGAACAGGAGCCCCACAAACCUCAGGCAGCUACAACCAUUGUAGGUUACAAGCGGCCCGCUGCUGCAGCAGCCAGAGCUCCACCCUACAGACCAAUUAGAGGUGCAGGAGCUGCCACGGUGGCUGCUGGCCCUUCCAGAGGAUUCGUGAAGCCGGUUGCUGCUUCCACUGCUCCCAAAGCCGGCAGCAGUAAACAACCUGCAGGAGCAAAACCUGGUGUGACUGGAGCCACCCGCCGCAAGCCAUGGGACCUGAAGGGGAAAGUUAAUGACAUGGAGGGUAAGAUCCGCAACUACCAGACCAAGUACAGGUCUGUAAACGAGGAGAACGAGGCGCUGAAGGACUCCGUGGCUCAAAAUCAAACCAAAGUGUCUGAGCUGGAGCAGGAAGUCGAGGGACGGAAGAGGAAAAUCGGUGAGUAUGAGGCGCAGCUGCAGAUGUUGUCUGGAGUUCAGAAUCAGCUUGAAGAAACUCGGAGAGAGAAGAACGUCCUCCAGAAGGAGCUCUCCAAUUUAGAGCAGAAAUACAAGGUCAUGGAGACGCUGCGGGACAGCCAGGAGACGGAGCUGCAGACUCUGAAGAUGAAGCUCUCUGUGCAGGAAUCAACGAUGACCCGACUACAGGCCAACCUGAGAGACAGAGAAGAAGAAAUCAGCUCCCUGAAGGAAACGGUGGCGGAGCAGAGAGACGAGCUUCACGCCGGGGAGAUGGAGCGCCGGCGGCUCCACAACACCAUCCAGGAGCUGAAGGGUAACAUCAGGGUGUUUUGUAGAGUUCGUCCACUAGAAGACGGAGGCCUGAGUAAACACAUCCAGCUGGCAGCCAGCGACAACAAGUCUAUAAUGCUGGCCAAAACUGAGGAGUCUCAUACGGGUAAAACGGCCGAGAUGCAGAAGAAUUAUCACUUCAGUUUCGACCGGGUGUUCGGGCCUCUGGCUUCACAGCAGGAGAUCUUUGACGAGAUCUCCCUGCUGGUGCAGUCAGCUCUGGAUGGGUACAACGUCUGCUGCUUUGCCUACGGCCAGACAGGAAGUGGGAAAACCUACACCAUGGAGGGAGAGGAAGUGGACGACAUGAGGGGCGUCAUUCCCAGAGCCGUGCAGCAGAUCUUUAGAGCCGGGGAGAAGCUGAGCUCUCAAGGCUGGGAGUUCACCUUCACUGCGAGUUUUGUUGAAAUCUACAACGAGACCCUGCGGGACCUGUUAUACUCCGGCAAGGCCAGCAAGAGGCCCGAACACGAGAUCCGAAAGACGGCCAGCAACGACGUGACGGUCACCAACCUGACCUACCAGAAGGUCUCCACCGAGGACGAGGCACGGCUCCGUCUGAGGAUCCUGGUUCUACAACAGAGACCAAAAUGUAAAGACUUACAGGAAAUCUUCUUCAUGUGGGCGGAAAGUGAGGUCACUUCCUCCUCCAAACAUCAGACAUGCUGCAGUCACAGCGCAGUAGAAGAUCCAUCUGGCAUAUGGAGUCCCCAUUGCUGCUCGGUGCGCAGAGAUGUCAGAACCCCCAAACUAAAGAGUGAGAAUCUUAAGCGUUUCUUCACCGGGUUUGAGACGAACCACCCUAAAAAAUGGAACCCCUUUGCAGCCCGGAACUUCCUUUCUACUCCGGAUUAG